This is a messenger RNA of Lymnaea stagnalis (great pond snail), 4361 nucleotides long. Lineage: Eukaryota; Metazoa; Mollusca; Gastropoda; Lymnaeidae. The record is from the annotation of a GenBank genome assembly.
CUACUGUUUGGGCAAUAGUAGUGCUAUGUCCGUUGUUGGGAGUUACUUACGUAACCGGUCUGUUAACUUUCACAGGGCAGAAUAUAAUUUGGGAAUUUGUCUUUGUCUCCCUCAACGCAUUCCAGGUGAGUAGCCCCCCCCCCCUCCUUUUUUGUUUGUUCAAUCAGUAGAUCUAAGUAUGACAAAAAAGGGUUGGGUUUGUCAAAGGCAAGUCAGUGGAUCUAAGUAUGACAAAGAAGGGAUGGAUUUGUAAAGGCAAGUCAGUGGACCUAAGUAUGACAAAGAAGGGUUGGGUUUGUCAAAGGCAAGUCAGUGGAUCGAAGUAAGACAAAGAACUGUAGGUUUGUAAAAGGCAAGUCAUUUGAUCUUAGUAUGACAAAGAAGGGUUUGGUUUGUCAAAGGCAAGUCAGUGGACCUAAGUAUGACAAAGAAGGGUUGGGUUUGUCAAAGGCAAGUCAGUGGACCUAAGUAUGACAAAGAAGGGUUGGGUUUGUCAAAGGCAAGUCAGUGGAUCUAAGUAUGACAAUGAAGGGUUGGAUUUGUCAAAGGAAAGUCAGUGGAUAUAAGUAUGACAAAGAAGGGUUUGAUUUGUCAAGGGCAAGUCAGUGGUUCUGACUAUGGGAAAUAAGGGUUGGGUUUGUCCAAGGUACGUAAGUUGAAAGAGGACGACUGGAUAACAAAUGGAGACACUUGUGUCCCUUUCUCCCGUAUUCAUGACAUGAAGACCAAGUCAGCAGCUUGUUUCACCUGUGCAUGUGGGAUUUUUUUUCCAUGUGCCAUUCACACUAUCAAUCUCAACAUGUUUAUGUUUCCCACACUAAGUUCAAAGUAGACGCAGUGGAUAUUAUUUACUAUUUUAAAAGUUUGCUGGCUUCAUCACAAUAUUUUUUGUACUUAGAAAAAGUUCACAUUGUUUGUUAACAAGUUUUAACUCAAUCGAAUAGAUUGAGUUUAAUAUUUAUUAUUUUUUUAUCACAUUUAUCAAAUACGUGAAGUUUCAUAUUUAUUAAUUUUUUUCACACUAAUCAUAUAAGGGAAUUUAAAUAUGCAGUAAACAUUUCACUUUAUCCAACUAGUUGAAUUUGUUAACAUUUGUAUUAUAUCUUCCUUUGACUCAAUUCAUCAAAAUAAAUAUUUUUAUAAAUUAACAUUUAUUAAUAUUACUACCAAAGUAAUAUUUAGUUGUUUUUUGUAUUAUUUUUGUUUUGUUUUUUGUGUUGUUAUUUUUUUGGUCAUAUUUUCCUUUUAGUAAGAAACCAUUAUUAAAAAUUUAUUUUUCAUUGUUUAUUUAUUUUUAAAAUUGUAAUCCUUUUAGUCAACAAAAUGAUGCCAUUAUUAAAAAUUAAAAAAAAAAAAAGAUAAUAAUGAGCUGACAUUAAUAUUAACUUAAAAGUUAUUUAUAAGAUUAAUUUCUUUGAUACAAAGGAAAAUAAAACUAAUAGACAAAGAAAGUAAUCCUGACAAGGCGACAAUUUAAAGUAUUUUAUAACAUUGAAAGAAAUUGUUUAUACUUUUUUUGUAUUGUUCUCUGAUACAUUUUGUACGUUUUGUGUGAGACGUAUAUUUCAAUGCUUAGAAAAACAUUUUUAAAAAAAAUUGAAAUGAACCUUUAUAAUAAAAAUGACAUCCAUCCAUCCAUCUAUGUUGCACUACAGCCCAUGUAGGGAUUGUCCUGCGUCACUACUUCCUUCCACUAAGACACAAGAAUGCGUUUUUUCUCAUGCUUCGAUUCCCAUCCGCUGCAGAUCUUUUUUCCACAUCAUACAUUCAUCUAAACCUCAGUCUGCCAUUAAGCCGUUUUCUUCUGGGGUUUUGGUGAUGUACCCUCAGCUAACCGCUGUCAUUUGGAAUUCGUUCUAAGUGUCCUGCCCUAAUUUGUUUUCUUAUUUAUGCUACCAGCAUUAGAUCCUGAUACAAACUUGAACAUUCCUGUUUGUUUCGUAUUCUCCAUCCAUAUUCAUCCUUUGUUGUUCCAUAUAUUUGAGGUGAAAUUUUCUUUACCAUGUGUUUAAAAGGAUUUCAGCGGUUUUUGAUAGGGUCAAAGUUUUAUUUGCGUAUCAUACGAAUAAUCUCAUGACUGUUUUAUAAAUGGUUUUAUUUGUUUUGUCUUCUAAUGUUUUGACUUUGGAAUAUUUGAUUACUACCAACGUAUGCCCUGUUUACCGCUGAUAUAUUUGUUUCUCUUUUAUUUCUAUGAGUAAUUCGCUUCUUUUAUUUAUUUAGUUUCCUAGGUAUUUGAAUUGAUUUACAUUUUCAAAAGUGUGAUCUUUAAAUUUUAAUGGAUAAUUUGUCUGCUCUUCUCUUAUCGAAGCCAUGCAGAACUCUCCUUGCAGUGAUGCGUGUUUUAAAUCCACAAAUGCUGUUAAAAUGUCUUUAUUACUUUUCCCAAACAUUGCUACGUCAUCAGAAGUAUAAAAGAUUCUGAUCGGUUUGAUUGUCGAGGGUGCCCAUUGUUGCGGGUCUUGGAUUCCCCUCAGAAAGUAUCCUGUUAUUGUUCCUUGAGGUGUCAAUAUGUGUGCAUCUUAUAACUCUUUCUAAUGUUAUGAUAAAUAGCGUACAUGACAGUGACCCUCCUUGGCUUUGGCCUCGUAUAAUCUCAAAUUUACUUGAAAAUUCUCCCUGAAACUUGAUUUUUGCUUUUUGAUUUCUUUAAUAUUAUAUAUAUAUCAGACUUGUCAAUAUGUUGGGUAUGCCAAACUCUUGUAGAGUCUCACAUGGAUACAAAAUUGAUGUCAUAGGUCAUUGUAUAGUCCGCAUAUAGUCGAUGUCCUGGGCAAUGUACCCUCUAAGCUUUGCUGGUUCGUGUGCGAAAUGAUACAGUUGUGUGAAAAGUUUUACAGCAUCAAUUUUUGUGUGCAAAAUUUUAAAGCCCAUAAACACUCACUUACAUGGAAAUUAGCUGCGCGGUUCUCAAAACUGCAGCGUGGCGUCUGUGGGAUGGCAAGGAAAAGUUUUAAUUUAAAAAAAACAAUUUGUUAAUAAUUCAAUUUUUUUUAAUAACGUUCAUUUAUUUUUAAUUUCAGGGACUAUUCUUCUUCCUCUUUAACUGUUUUGGACAAAGCGACGUAAGUGAAAAUAACUUGUUUUUGUGUGUGUCUAAUCUCAUUCAUAGAAAUAGUUUGUUUUUCUUUGGUCUAAUCUGAUUCCUAUAAAUAUCAAAAUUUUUGUCUAAGCGCAUUCAUAUUGAUGCAUAGUUUUUACCUAAUUUCAUUCAUAUAUGUGCGGAACAAUAAAUGUCAAAGUCUUGAAGUGCUGGAGAGGAACAUUUUUUACCAAUGGGACACAAACAAUUCUUAUUGAAGUCUAAAUUAUUCCACUGAAAUGAAGUUAAAAGAACAAUUAAAAUGAGAAAAUGAUGCAAUCAGUGUUACUAAUGACUAUAAUGUAUUUAUAAUUUCAGGUUCGAAAUGGCCUGAGGGAAAAAUACAGGCGCUUCCAUUCAAGGCAAUUUGUCAGCCCAUAGAAGCCAGGCAGAAAGUGUAAGUAUCAAAUAACCCAUAAUUCUUCUUAAAUUCUUUGAAUAUGUGUUCUAUCAUUUAAUCCGUUCUAACAGUUUUAAGAUCCAACAUCUCUACAAUUUUUUAUUUGUUUCUUUUCUCAAUUUUAGACAAAAUGUCAUAGUAGAAUUAAAAACAAGAUGAUUAAUUUUGAUAUAAAAACUUUGACCUUUGAUACUUUCUAACUUGUUAUUAUAUUUUGAAUAAUAAAUAAAUCUUCAAUUUUACUAUGAAGACUUUCUAAUGACCAACAAAUGAGUUUUAGCAAUAACAUUUAAAUAUUAUGUAAUGCUAUUUUUGAAAAAUAAAAUCCCUUGUGCCAAUCACCUUCAUUCUGAGCUAACCUCAAAAGAAAAGUUAGUUUUACAAAGUGUAACAUGUUCUGUGCACAUUUGUUUGAAAUAUGGGGAAGGUUUAUUCAAGUUUUUACUAAUAGGGGUUUAACUUGACUAUUGUGUAAUCAAGUAACUUAGCGUGUAUUUUCUAUGCAAUUGUGCCAUUUCAAAAUUUUAAAAUCUAUCUCCCCUUUAUUUUUCUUGAUCAUUAAGAAAAUCUUCCUUGAUAUACAUUAAUUUAUCUAACAAAAUCCAAUACUUCAUUGUUGAAUAGUUAAGACACAUCUUUAAAAAUGUUCCAUAUUUUUAUUAACUUUUUAAAAAUUUUAAUAGCCUACAUCACUUGUGGUCAAAAUGUGUUAGAAUUUCCAGAAUGUAUCCCAAGUCCAGGAAAUUAUUGAUGUUUCUUCUUAACUUUUCCAGACCUAUGGAAGAAGAUGGCUGUUGGAGUGACAUCACGUUCAGAAGCAUUAAUUUCCCAUAAUCAAUCAGCACUUUAAACUGAUGAGAGUCUUCAAUCAAAUUUGAG